AUGGCGGUUGAAGUCCGCCGUUCCAACGGCACGCGCCUCGAUGCGUCCCUAGGCAUCACUGAGCGCAUCGCGCCGAGCAUGGUCGCUUGGACUGGAGAUAUGCGCAAGAGAUAUACCGACUUCCAAGUCUACGAAAUCAAUAAAGAUGGAUCCGUCCUCCACCUCACAGAAACCCGCCUUCCCGCGCCGCCAAAGGAGAACACGCCGCCUCCACCAGCACCUACUCCUCCUGCUGCCCCCGUAGUGGAGGAGAAGAAGGAAGAGGAGCCGAAACCAGAAGAGCCAUCGCAAGACGGAGAGGCCGUCGAGAAGCCCGCCCCUGUCAUCCCCGAAGUCCCCGCCGAGGACAUCGCCCUCAUCGCCUCCCUCACAAACGACGACUUCGCCAACCACCUCGUGACCAUCUAUCAGACGAUAUCCGCCGACAGGACGGCCAAGACUGAGCCCGUCACAUCCCCCGUCAUGGACGACAAGGACAAGCGCUCCCAGCUCCACCAAAACGUCCGCCGCAUCUUCAAUUCCACCAUCGACACCACCACCGAUCCCACGGGCGCCAUCGUCGCUCGAGUCCCUCCCCCUCGCGGCAAGGGCAAGGGCAUGCGCGGCGGCCGCGACAACAACCGUGAGAACAACAAGCAAAAGAAGAAGCAGCCCAAGGCCGUCGCCCCCGGCGAGGGCGAGUACCUCCACUUUACCCUCUACAAGGAGAACCGCGACACCAUGGACGCCCUGCACCAAAUUUCCAAAGCCCUCCGCAUCAAACCCCAGGCCAUCGGCACGGCAGGCACAAAAGACCGCCGCGCCGCCACCACGCAACGCUGCUCCGUCCGUGGCCAGCGCGCCGACGCCCUCCUCCGCGCCCGCCUGUUCGGCGUCACCGUCGGCGACUACCGCUACGCCCAGUCCCCCAUCCACCUCGGCGCCCACAGGGGCAACGAGUUCGUCAUCGCCCUCAAAGACUGCCUCGUCGCCGGUAACCCCGACCUCCCACCGGCCGACCGCUCCUCUCAGAUCCGCGCCUCCGUCGAGGUCGCCAUGGCGAGCAUGCACAACCCGGGCUGGAUAAACUACUUCGGCCACCAGCGCUUCGGAACCCACGCCGUCGGCACCCACGAGGUAGGCCGCCUCCUGCUUCAAGGCGACUUUGAAGCCGCCGUCAACGCGAUCCUCUACUACGACGAGGCCAUUGCCCAACGCGCCCUCGCAGGCGAAGUCCCGGACCAAGGCCACGCCCGCGACGAGCUGAACCGCCACCGCGCCUGCAAGGUCUUCCGCGACGGCGGCUCCGCAGAGGAAGCCCUCUCCCACCUGCCCCGCCGCUUCUCCGCCGAGGCGUCCCUCAUCCGCCACCUCGGCCGGUCCACCGCCCCGUCCCGACGAGACUUCAUCGGCGCCCUCACGAGCAUCACCCGCGGCCUGCGCAACAUGUACCUCCACGCCUACCAAUCCUACGUCUGGAACCACGCCGCAAGCCACCGCUGGCGCCUCCACGGCAAGACCGUAGUCGAAGGCGACCUCGUCCUCGACUCUCCCACCGACGAAGACAACGAACUCGACGACGCAGACUCCUCCUCCGCCCCAGCCCGCGCCCUCACCGCAGAAGAAGCCGCCUCGGGAACCUACACCAUCCACGACAUCGUCCUCCCCUCCCCAGGCCACGCCGUCGCCUACCCCACCAACGCCGUCGGCGACUUCUACACCACCUUCAUGCGCGACAACGGAAACCUGAACCCGCACGACAUGCUCCGCCGCCACCGCGAAUUCAGCCUGCCCGGCGCGUACCGCAAGGUCGUCGUGCGCUUCCUCUCGGAACCUAGCUUCGAGGUCCGCGCGUACGAGGACGACGAGGAGCAGAUGCACCCCACCGACAUGGACCGUAUCCGCGCCGCCGCCGCCGCCGGUGCUGGGCGUAGUGGGAAGAAGCGGGGCCGUCAGGAGGGAGAAGAGGCCGGCGAAGAGCAGGAUGCGGCGAAGAAGGUCAAGACCGAGACUGAGGCCGUGACGGAUGUGGCAGUGACAGUGACAGUGGCAGAGGGCGAGGCCAAGGCGGAUGAGCAGAUGCAAGAUGCGCCAAAGCAGACCGAGGAAACGAAGCAGCAGUCAGAGGCUACCAACGACUCGAACGGUACCCCGUCGUCCCCCGAAAAGACAAAGACGGCUGUUGUAGUCACCUUCCAGCUACCAAAGAGCGCCUACGCGACCGUCGCGCUGCGGGAACUGAUGGGCGUCGACGAGUCCGAGGUCGCUGCGGUUCCUUUGGCUGCCCCUGUCCCUGAGGCUGGUGAUGCUACUACCACUGAUGCUGCGGCCCCUGCUCCUGUCGUCACUGAGACUGCCGGGGUCCCAGAGACUUCCGAGAUUACGGCUCCGGAAUCAUGA
Messenger RNA from Colletotrichum phormii, 2379 nucleotides. RefSeq names its product pseudouridine synthase. The record is from RefSeq and is a predicted model, not a curated record. The transcript has 2 exons. Gene Ontology annotation, cellular component: nucleus. Gene Ontology annotation, biological process: pseudouridine synthesis. NCBI's taxonomy places the organism in Eukaryota, Fungi, Ascomycota, Sordariomycetes, Glomerellales, Glomerellaceae. Gene Ontology annotation, molecular function: pseudouridine synthase activity; RNA binding. Bases 1 to 2379 code for a protein of 792 amino acids.